Molecule: messenger RNA, 195 nt
Organism: Miscanthus lutarioriparius
Lineage: Eukaryota; Viridiplantae; Streptophyta; Magnoliopsida; Poales; Poaceae
Source: the annotation of a GenBank genome assembly
AUGGGCGACGGCGACCACAAGGAGGGGCUGAAGGCGGGGGGAGGAAUGGCGGGGCCGGCGGCGUCGUGGCGGCUCAACGUCAGCGAUUUCCAGAUGCCGGAGCGCCCCAAGGAGCCGCCCUUCGUCACCAGGGUCUUCCUCCGCAGCCACGUUCGAUCGGCAGAUCAAAUGGCGCUAGUUAUUGUCCCGGGUUAG